AGUAACUCUUCAGAACCUGCUAUCUGAGCUAAUUAGUUUCUCGAAAUUCUUUCUGUUGAAACUGGCAGCAGUUCCUAGUUGAGGAUGCCCGUUUCCUAUACUGAAAGCAAAAAUACCUAAGAUACUCGGAAAUGUUCAGUGACCGACAACUGUUAAUGUUACAAUUGUGCAAAUGAUCGAUUAAUUUUGUCCAGUCAAAGUAGUUAAAGCAUGUCAUUCAAAUCUUUCACUUGAAACCAAAUCCUGCUGGUGGUGUUGUUGGACAAGGCUUCAGUUACAAAGGGAUGAAAAGCUACUGGGACAGCUACUGAUCUUACAAAUGACCAAACUGGCCUUCACCUCUGAAAUGGACGCCUCACCAAUUCACUGAUUCCCAGUACGGACUGUUCAAUUGAUCACAUCUGGCGACCUUAUAACUACUCCAUCUAGAGAAGAAGAUGCAAAGCAACUCUUUCUGGUGGUCUCUCUCCUCAGACCACAGACCAUGGCCACCGAGCUAGAUGUGAGCAAGUCCCGCCGUUUCGACAUUGCAAUGUCGAGGCGGACACGGCGACCCACGAGCCUGGUUGCUUGUUUCCAAGAUCAGUAUGGGCCAUCCCUGGCGCAACAUCGCCACCAAGAGCUGAAGGCAUUUCUUGAAUGCCAAGAUGCAGGGCUGAAGGCACUCCAACAUUAUGAGGAUGCAGAGCAUCUGGCACCGUGUCUGGAUGAAGAUGAGGAGCGGAAGUUUCCACAUGCACCACUCCAGUAUGAAGAUGGGGAGCUGAAGAUUCCACAAGCACCACUCCAGUAUGAAGAUGACGAGCAAAAGACACCAGAGCAAUAUCAAGAUGAGCAGGAGAAGAAAUAUCAGCAAUAUUCAGGUGAAGAGCAGAAGAAACCAGAGCAUUAUCAAGGUGAAAAGGAGAAGAAACCAGAGCAGCAUAAAGAUGAAGAGGAGAAGACGCCAGAGCAGUAUCAAGGCGAAGUGCUGAUGACACCAAACCAAUUUGAAGACGAUGAGGACACGGCAGCAGAGCGAUACCAAGACCCUGAGCAAGAGGCACCUCAACAACGCCAAGAAGCAGAUGAGAAGGCGUCAGAGCAGUCUGAAUAUGAUGAGGAGCAGCAGAAGGCACAGCAGGAAUGCUGCAACACAGAGCAGAAGGAGACGGAGCAAUUCCAAGGCUUGAAGAAGCUAGGAACGCCACUGCGUGCUGUCGACAGUGUGCCCCGGUUCUCCCUUCAGGAGCUGAUACAACAGAAGCAGCUUCAAACCGGAGAGGCAAAGCCUGCCAGCAAGCAAGCCGGACAUGGGGAAAGUGUCCUUCCUGACCAUAAGGUUUCCGGAUCAGGAGCAGCAGCAGGCGGCACGACACUGGCCAUGGUGAUAAAGCGACCCGAGGGCGGGAAGAAGUCGAUGGGGAUGAUACGGCGGUGCGUGAAGGCCCUGAACCAGAUGAUCAAGACCAAGCACGGGUCUAAGAAGAACUUGCAUUUGUAAUUUGAACAGAAUUCAGCAGUACAUGAUGAUGAGUACGUGUGGUCCAGACUCGAGAGUUUCUUAGUGGACUGCACAUCUCUGAAGAAUGCGCACGCAGUUGUACUGUACCAAGUUUUGGGCAUAAUUCAGAGUGUGCAAGAUCUGGUAAGAAACUCCGCAGCCAUACCGGGCUUUUUACGCUCCGGUCUAUACCGUCUACCUAUAGCAAUAAACUGUGAAAUUUAGCUGAAGAUCGCCAGUCUGUUACUACUUUGUUAUAAGAUGCUCUACUCACUGAAGUUGUACACUAUUUGCUCGACGAUGUAAUGGGUAAAAUGUCAAAGGAGUCGAGAUUAGGCUCUGAACGCGUGUGUUGUUGACUUCCUCUGCGAAGCUUCUUUUAGAAGUGUGAUCGUGAUCACAAAAGGGAAAUUGGUCGGUUGUACCGACACUUCUCCCCCAGGUCA
Molecule: messenger RNA, 1929 nt
Organism: Panicum hallii
Lineage: Eukaryota; Viridiplantae; Streptophyta; Magnoliopsida; Poales; Poaceae
Product: activating signal cointegrator 1 complex subunit 2 homolog
Exons: 2
Coding region: 485-1483 (332 amino acids)
Source: RefSeq, a predicted model, not a curated record